Molecule: messenger RNA, 1476 nt
Organism: Fusarium keratoplasticum
Lineage: Eukaryota; Fungi; Ascomycota; Sordariomycetes; Hypocreales; Nectriaceae
Exons: 1
Coding region: 1-1476 (491 amino acids)
Source: RefSeq, a predicted model, not a curated record
AUGGCCGGACAGGCUGAACACCCAAAAUGGUGGCGUCGCCGAUUUCCGUGGCAUCGCACACAAUACAGAGGAUCGCUUCUCUUCAAUCUCGCAUCUUUCAUUCUUCCAGCUCUCUACGGCACUCUUUCCAAGCUCUGGGUUGCCAACAUUGACGCAUCCAUGGUGGUAACGACAGAUGCAUACACCUACAUGAACACGGCCGCCGAAGCCGUCAACGAAGGCCUUCCAAGAGCCGCUUGGGUCAUUAUUGGUGACAAAGCAUCACGGGAUCUUGCAAAGCGUCUUCAGUUGACACAUACCCUGAUCGCGUUUCAAUCUCUCGCGGGAUUCAUAUUGAGCAUCGUCUUUCUUGCCGCAGCCCCAGCAUUCGCAAGACGCUUCGUCCCCUCCGAAGUCCGGGAUGCGAGCUUGACAUAUAUACGCAUCUCAUCGUUCACCGUCUUUAGCGGAAUCCUUGAGACUGCUGUCGCGACUUCAACAAGGGCUUUAGACAAACCAGAUAUUCCCUUGGCCAUCAGCUCGGUCAAGUUUGCCAUUAAUAUCCUGCUCGACUUUCUUCUAAUUUCAAAGUGGCAUGUGGGAUCCUUCACCCCGACUGUCAACAUGCAAGGCACGAUCCAGCUAGUCUGCAAUCUUGUGGCUUCCUUUGUCGGGCUUGCCUACUUCCUAUGGUCAAAUACCCGGCCUCUCCUGAGAGAAUUGCGACGAGAGCCGCAGACACACCAUCGACUGCGCCCAAGCUUCCAAGCGCUCAAGGUUUUCCUUCGUCCUGGCCUCAUUUUCUUCACCGAAUCUGCCGUGAGGAACGCACUCUAUCUCUGGCUGGUUACGACAAUCGUUGCACUCGGCUCCGUCUACUCCACGGCUUGGGGUGUCUUCAACACCAUCCGCUGGGGCCUGGUCAUGGUUCCAGUUCAAGCACUAGAGGCGACUGCCCUUCAAUUCAUCGGCCACAAUUGGGGAGAGUGGAGAAGAAAGGUGGGCGUCAAUAUGCGAAGACCCAGGGCGAGCUGGAAAGAUAUUCUCGCCAUUGUACGGCCUGCGCUGAAAUCCCUUGUUCUUGCGAUUGUCUUUGAGGUUCCGCUUGCCAUCUUCCUCACUUUAUACGGGGCCUAUUCGUUUGCAUCCUACCUCAGCGGCUCGCACGAAGUUGCCGAAGUCACGGCAUACAUGUGGCGAACUCUUGAUUGGUGUUAUGUGUUCUAUGCCAUGUCGACUCAGCUAGCCACGAUCUUACUUGCAACCCGACCAAAGUGGUAUCUAUACCAGAGUCUUGCGAGCAAUCUCCUUUAUGUGCUUCCAUGGGCCAUCGCUUGCCAAGUUGCUCACUUGGAUACGGAUAGUGCUUGGUGGUAUCACAGUUGGGUUUUUGGCGGCAGUCUCGUUUUCAGUUUUGGAAUUAUUAUAAUCCUUGAUUCGCUCUGGGCCUGGACUUUGCUACGAGGGAAGGCCAAAUUGGAGGUGUUCAGAGAGUGA